AUGGCCAAACCCGGGCUGGGGCCGGACCCCGGGGGCGUCGCCGCAGCCGCGGUGCUGAAACGGGCGGUGGAGCUGGACGCCGAGUCCAGGUACCAGCAGGCUCUGGUGUGCUACCAGGAGGGGAUCGACCUGCUGCUGCAGGUUCUCAAAGGCACCAAAGAUGAUACAAAGAAAUGUAAUCUCAGAAAAAAAAUUUCUGACUACAUGGAUAGAGCAGAAAACAUAAAGAAAUACUUGGACCAAGAAAAAGAAGAUGGAAAGUAUCACAAGCAAAUUAAAAUAGAGGAGAAUGCAACAGGAUUCAGUUAUGAAUCAGUUUUUCAAGAAUACCUUAAUGAGACAGUGAGAGAAGUUUGGAUAGAAGAUCCUUAUAUAAGAACUAAUCAUCAGCUGUAUAACUUUCUUCGGUUUUGUGAGAUGCUUAUCAAGAAGCCAUGUAAAGUACAAACGAUUCAUCUUUUGACCUCCCUGGAUGAAGGCGGUGGGAGAGGGCAGCAAAUUAGUGGCCUGGAAGAAAUAAAAGCAUCACUGAGGAAUCAUGGAGUGCUGUUGGAAUUAGAAUAUUCUUCUUCCAUACAUGACCGAGAAAUCAGGUUCAACAAUGGAUGGAUGAUUAAGAUUGGAAGGGGACUGGAUUAUUUUAAGAGACCACAGGGUCGUUUUUCCCUUGGAUAUUGUGAUUUGGAUUUAAGACCAUGUCAUGAAACAACAGUGGACAUUUUUCAUAACAGGCACACAAAAAAAAUAUGA
Messenger RNA from Pipistrellus nathusii (Nathusius's pipistrelle), 750 nucleotides. The record is from the annotation of a GenBank genome assembly. Lineage: Eukaryota; Metazoa; Chordata; Mammalia; Chiroptera; Vespertilionidae.